Messenger RNA from Ipomoea nil (Japanese morning glory), 1287 nucleotides. RefSeq names its product annexin D3-like. The record is from RefSeq and is a predicted model, not a curated record. Gene Ontology annotation, molecular function: calcium ion binding; calcium-dependent phospholipid binding. Gene Ontology annotation, cellular component: cytoplasm. The coding region runs from base 151 to 1110 and encodes 319 amino acids. The transcript has 6 exons. Lineage: Eukaryota; Viridiplantae; Streptophyta; Magnoliopsida; Solanales; Convolvulaceae.
UCAAUACUCCGUAUUACGUUACAAUGAAGAAACCGUUCAACUUAAAAGCAGAAACUGAAACCUCUCUAUUUUCAUCUCCUUUUCCAUAGACAAGACAACACUACGGAAGAAGAGCAAAGAAGCAAAGAGGAAGAUCAGAAGAAAGCGAAAAUGGCUACACUUAGGCUACCGGAACUCAUUCCUUCUCCAACACAAGACUGCGAAACGCUCAUGAAAGCAUUCAAAGGACUGGGAACUGAGGAGAAAGAAAUCGUAAGGGUUUUGGGGCACAGAAAUGCAAGCCAAAGGAAGCAGAUCAGAGAAGCCUAUCAGCAGCUUUACAACAAAUCCCUUAUUGAUGAUCUUAGCUCAGAGUUAUCUGGUGAUUUCAUGGAAGCUGUGAUUCUGUGGACAUAUGAUCCUCCUGAAAGAGAUGCAAGGCUGGUAAAUAAGGCUUUGAAGUCGACGAAGGAAGGCAUAGAAGGAUUACAAGUAAUUGUCGAGAUAGCCUGUGCUUCAUCCCCUGAGCAUCUGGCUGCUGUAAAGCGUGCAUACUGCUCUCUUUUUGAUUGUUCAAUCGAAGAAGACAUCACGGAAAGCAUCUCUUUGCCCUUGAAGAAGGUUCUGGUUGGUUUGGUAAGUUCCUACAGGUAUGACAAAGAGGUGGUGGAUAUUCCUACUGCAAAUCUAGAUGCUGCUAAGCUUCACGAAGCCAUCCAAACACAACAACUGGACAAUGAUGAUGUUGUUUUUAUACUCUGUGCGAGGAAUGUUUUUCAGCUUCGUGCAUCUUUUUUGUGCUACGAACAAAACUAUCAAUAUUCCAUUGAUCACCAUAUUAAGAGUUGCGGCGAAGGCCCUUUGGAAUCUAUCUUGAAGUUAGCCAUCUGGUGCAUUGACUCCCCAGCGAAACAUUUUGCUGAGGUUUUGAGAGCCUCGGUGCUUGGGCUAGGAACGGACGAGGAUUCCCUCACCCGAACCAUUGUAACUCGCGCCGAGAUUGAUCUGGCAAAAGUUAGAGGGGAAUAUGACAAGAUAACCACAUCUUCUGGUCUUGAUCAAGCUGUUGCAGAUGACACAUCAGGGGACUACAAAGAUUUCUUGAUGACCCUCCUUGGUGCCGAAGUCUAGUUUUCUGCAUUUAAUUUGCCACUUUGAAGAUGGUAGUUGACUCUGAUAGUUUAUAAACAUUUCUUAAACUACAAUAUCCUCUUUCUUGCAUUUCUUACUAGCUAUUCUGACCUAAUUCUAUACUGCCUAGAGCAAAAACAAAAUUUCUGGGGAAGACACUUCUCUUUUUCUUGUGCA